AUUUCAGCGCAUAAAUAUUAAAACAAUUCCAAAGAGGUUCGUUUUAAUACUAAUCGUUGCCACCGAUGGCUCUGUGACACAUUGGAACCUUUCGUCACCUUCAUAGCCUAUCAAUUUGUUGUAAUCACUCUACGACUUCUCACUUCAAACAGACAGUCAUCAUUCAACUCUGAAGACUGUAGUGUUCAUGUUGAUACGUUACUAUUUAACUUUUAAUAAUACCAUUGUUUCAAAUUACGAAAUAAUAUAAUCUUUUUGUCUUCAUUGUGAUUCAUUUAAUUACCAUCAAUAACAAAACAUCACUGAAGUGUAGUCAACAUGUUAAUAAUUCAAAUGAAUAGUUUGAAUCUGUGACAACAAUUUUAACUAUAAAUUCAGAUUAAUAUUAGAAAAUGUUUCUUUGGGAUUGGGUUACUGGAGCUUUGGGGUAUUUAGGAUUAUGGAAAAAAUCUGGAAAAUUACUUUUCCUUGGCUUAGAUAAUGCAGGAAAAACAACAUUAUUACAUAUGCUAAAGGAUGAUCGCCUAGCUCAACACACACCAACAUUACAUCCUACAUCUGAAGAACUAUCAGUUGGAAAUAUUAAAUUUACAACAUUUGAUUUGGGUGGCCAUUCUCAAGCACGAAGAGUAUGGAAAGAUUACUUUCCUGCUGUCGAUGCAAUUGUUUUUUUAGUUGAUGCAUAUGAUCGAUCCAGGAUAUUGGAAAGUAAAGCAGAAUUAGACUCCCUUUUGCUUGAUGAGUCCUUAUCAAAUAUUCCAGUCCUUGUUCUUGGAAAUAAAAUUGAUAGACCAGGAGCUCUUAAUGAACCUGAAUUUAGGGCACAUUUUGCUCUUAAUCAAACUACUGGAAAGGGAAAAGUAUCUCGAUCUGAGCUUCCUGGGCGCCCAUUAGAAGUUUUUAUGUGCUCAGUGUUAAAACGCCAAGGUUAUGGUGAAGGAUUUAGAUGGUUAGCGCAAUAUAUUGAUUAAGUCAGUUUACUUGUUUUUAUAUUUAUAUAUUGUUUAACAAAUAUAUUUAAUUUUAGAAAUCAA
Daktulosphaira vitifoliae (grape phylloxera) is the source of this 1034-nucleotide messenger RNA. Its product is annotated as GTP-binding protein SAR1b-like. NCBI's taxonomy places the organism in Eukaryota, Metazoa, Arthropoda, Insecta, Hemiptera, Phylloxeridae. The coding region runs from base 393 to 971 and encodes 192 amino acids. The record is from RefSeq and is a predicted model, not a curated record. Gene Ontology annotation, cellular component: endoplasmic reticulum exit site; COPII vesicle coat. The transcript has 5 exons. Gene Ontology annotation, molecular function: GTPase activity; GTP binding. Gene Ontology annotation, biological process: endoplasmic reticulum to Golgi vesicle-mediated transport; membrane organization; intracellular protein transport.